Messenger RNA from Teleopsis dalmanni, 889 nucleotides. RefSeq names its product structural maintenance of chromosomes protein 3 homolog. The record is from RefSeq and is a predicted model, not a curated record. The transcript is spliced from 3 exons. NCBI's taxonomy places the organism in Eukaryota, Metazoa, Arthropoda, Insecta, Diptera, Diopsidae. Bases 100 to 765 code for a protein of 221 amino acids.
CAAUAUAGAGAAUACACAGAAUAUGAGAAAAGAUAGAUCGUUUAGAAAUUUUGAACAAAGAAAUUGCAUGUUUUAUUUAGACAGAUCGAAAAGGAAAAGAUGGCUGAAGCAAAUGGAAACACUGAAGAUGUAAAUAAUAAUAAGGAAAUUGUAGAUGAUCAACAAAGGGAUUUAUUGGAUAUGGUAUUUACUUUGGAAAGUGAGAAACAGGCAUUGGUUGAAGAAUCGAGGAAACGUAUAGGUGCGCUGCGUAAAGAUUUGGAGGAAAGUCUAAGUGAAAAUGAAAAAUUAAAACGCAAAGUAACGCAAUUGGAGCAAUCUCUAAAACAGUCUGUUAUGCUAGGAGGCAAUGGUGCUGAAGGUCCAAAAUCUCGUCAAGAACAGGAUGAACACUUGCUUAAGUGCAAAUUGUUGCUCUUUGAGAAAACCAAAGAAAACAAACACCAAGAACAACAGAUAGGCACAUUGAAAAAUCAAGUGGAUGCAGUUAAAGAAGUGGUGCAGGUCACUAAAGAUAUGUUGAAUUUGAAAAAUGCUGAAUGUGAGCACAUGCAAACACGCCUGGAAAAAGCACAAUUAUGGAUAAAGGCUGAGAAGGAUAAAUGUGCUAUAAUUGAGAAAAAAUUAGAAAUUUCGAAGAAUGUAUACGAUAAGCUAAGAUCCGAAUAUGAUAUACAGUCUAAAAUUUUUAAGGAAUUAAAAGAAACAUAUGAACAAAAAAUUAGUAUACUUUCUAAUGCCCUGGAGCAAACAAAAAAUAAGUAAUGGAUCACAACAUAAAGCUAAGAUAUAUAAGGAACUUAAUUCGUUGUGGAGCUUUCAGUUUUAUUUAUGAAAUUAUAUUUUGUAUUUAAAUUAAUAUAUUUAAUGAUACAACAAUAUUUUAUGA